CAGGAAAUCAACGUUGACGUGGACUCAGAUUCCAGGAUGAGCUGCGGAGGAAGUGGAUCAGAUAUUGAUUGCGAUGGUGGCGGAAGUUGCUACGAUGACUCUGAGACUGCAAUAAGCGAGCCGAUUCAAUCAGAACAGACACGCUCCUCCAGCGAAACCCUGCCUUUCAGCAUAUCGCGUCUGCUGUCGAAGCCUUUUGAGAAUAACAAUAAGAGCGAUAAGGAACUGUUGGACAGCGAGAGCAAACUGUCGUCCGCGCUCUCAUCGGCGGGCCUGUCUUACUCCACGGCCGCCGGCAGUCUCUACUCGUAUCCGCUGUAUCCUCCUGGCCACGUGCUCCGCGUGCCCCCGCAGAGGGGCCCCUGCACGCCGCUCACGUGGGCCCUUCCGCCGCUCCACCCCGCUGCCCUCGCUCAUCAGGCUGUGAAAGAUCGAUUAGCAGCAGCAUUUCCCAUCACGCGACGAAUUGGUCAUCCUUAUCAGAAUCGAACGCCACCUAAGCGGAAAAAACCUCGAACUUCCUUCACACGAAUACAGGUGGCUGAGUUGGAAAAGCGCUUUCACAAACAAAAGUACCUGGCAUCUGCAGAGAGGGCGGCGUUGGCGCGAGGGUUGAAAAUGACGGACGCGCAGGUGAAAACAUGGUUCCAAAACAGGAGAACAAAGUGGAGACGCCAAACGGCGGAGGAGCGCGAGGCCGAGAGACAGGCUGCAAAUCGACUAAUGCUGUCGCUCCAGGCGGAAGCCUUGAGCAAGGGAUUCGCGCCCGCGGGCUCCGCUGCGUCUCACGCCACAACGCCGACGGCAACGGCGGCGCCUCCACUGGCGGCCCUGCACGGACUGCAGCCCUGGGCCGAGCCCCACACGGCCGGAUGCUGAAGCACUGCCUUCUGGCUCUGGCAGAACGCCCAAUAGUGAUGAAUUCCCAGAGAGACAUUAAUAAUUUGGAAUGUGGAUUUAGUGAUUAUUCCAGUGCAUCGUACAUGAUAGUAUUAGAGACUUUGUAUAGAAAGGCGAAAACAGAUCUCAUGCAAAUCCAAUUGUGAAUUGUACAUAUAGUUUUAGUCUGUAGAAAAGUGGCUUUCCCUCAUUUUCUCACUUUCCGUUCACAGAAAGGAGUUGCUAAAGUUGGAGAUGCAAAAUUCGUCGAAUAAGUGGAAUAAUUGGAGAAUAAUUCUAGCAAAAUUCCAGCGAAAAC
Molecule: messenger RNA, 1198 nt
Organism: Phlebotomus argentipes
Lineage: Eukaryota; Metazoa; Arthropoda; Insecta; Diptera; Psychodidae
Gene: C15
Product: T-cell leukemia homeobox protein 3
Exons: 5
Coding region: 37-879 (280 amino acids)
Biological process (GO): regulation of transcription by RNA polymerase II; animal organ development
Cellular component (GO): nucleus
Molecular function (GO): RNA polymerase II cis-regulatory region sequence-specific DNA binding; DNA-binding transcription factor activity, RNA polymerase II-specific
Source: RefSeq, a predicted model, not a curated record